Messenger RNA from Hydra vulgaris (swiftwater hydra), 1553 nucleotides. RefSeq lists its product as uncharacterized. NCBI's taxonomy places the organism in Eukaryota, Metazoa, Cnidaria, Hydrozoa, Anthoathecata, Hydridae. The record is from RefSeq and is a predicted model, not a curated record.
UUACUUUUUUAAAAUAAACUAUUUUUAAGAAUAAAAUAGCUUCUGAUCGCGAUCUCAAUAAAACCCAUGUUUUUUAACUUGAUAUGACGUUGUUAUAUAAAAAUGGACGGUAUAGUAAGAUAGUUGUGGAGUUUAAAUUAAUGAUUUUUUAUAAGGAUUUAAUAAACUAUUUAAAUAUUGGUUGCUUACUUAGCAUAUUAAAAAAUGAUAAGCGAAGAAAAAAUUGAUAACAUAUUUGUGAUACUUUUUAUGCUUUUUUGUUCAAAACAUAUUUUAGUCUAUAGGAGUAACCCGUUUGUUUUUGAUUCAAUUGCUUGCGCAGCAAAGAUUAUAGAGACGUUUAAAUAACGGAAUGAAUUUACAAAGAAUACCUGAGAAAAUGGGUCAUGUUCUUUGUUCCAUUACAAUUUUUAUGUUCUUGCUCAUUUCUUUAAUAAUGAGCGUGAUUUCAAUUCUAAGUAAUCAGUGGUGGGUUGGAAAAUUUAAAGCUGACGUUCCUCUCUCAAAAUAUGGUUGUUGUAUGAACAUUGAGUUUUCAGUAACGUACACUUUUACGGAAUCGUGUUGGUUGAUGACCAUUACGAACGCGCCAAAGUUUAAUAUUACCACUUAUUCUGUGGUUAAAAAAUGCGAAGGAGAACAAACUUUAUUAGAAAAAUUAACAAAAAAGGGAAAUUUGGAUUCCUUUAUGCACACAUAUAUUUGUAUAUUUGUUUCUUUGGUAUUCAACGUAAUGGCUAUAACCUUCUCAUUUUUGAAAUAUCCAUUUGCUUGCAAAACAAGUCAACCUGGUUUUCACAUUUCUACAAUAGUGGCAUUACUGUUCUCAGCAUUUACAAGCAUGAUUGCAGUAUUUGUUUUUACUAAAAAUGUCUAUUACAAAGCACCCUUCAUGCAAGCCAUAAAGUUUGACGCUCCAGUAAUCGCAAAAGAUCUUCCAGAGUCAAUCAGUAAACUUGUCUUGAAGAUAUUUAGCAAAGUAAAAACGUCUGAUUUAUCGAAAAACUUUUCUAAAGGACAUUCUUAUACAAUUUUAUGCGUUGGAACUUGCUUUUUAUUUGUCAGUUUAUUACUUUGUGGAGCAGAGUUCUGUUUGAUGCGUCAAGUGUGUUCGAACCGUUUUAGUAAACCUAUGUUAAUCAAAGCGAAGAGGAUAUGCAAAAAGAAUAACUUAUUGAUUACGCACUCAGUUUAAUUUGCUUAAACAGUCAAAAUUUAAUCACUAUUAAAUACUGUUAACCAAAACAUCUCAGGGGCCAAGGAAUAUGGUUUUUGUUGACAAAUCCGCAAUUUAAGUGACAUAGUCAGUGCAAAGUAAACUCACGAACUCGAAAAAUGUGUUAGAGUGUUAUAAAAAAUCAAGUUAAAGAUUUUUCUCUUCAGAAAAGUUUAUUUUUUGAUGUUGUUAGAUUAAAUUAAAUAAAACUUAGAGUAGAGACCGUUCUGUUAAUAGAGUGAAGAAAAAAAAAGUCCUAUUAAUUAAAUGCUGCUUUUUUAAAUUUUAAGUUAUUUUGUUUACUUAUUUAUUAUGUAAUUCCAUUUUGUAUUUAUUU